This is a messenger RNA of Chanos chanos (milkfish), 1909 nucleotides long. It is a transcript of the gene nr2c2, whose product is annotated as nuclear receptor subfamily 2, group C, member 2. Gene Ontology annotation, molecular function: zinc ion binding; sequence-specific DNA binding; DNA-binding transcription factor activity. The coding region runs from base 32 to 1906 and encodes 624 amino acids. The record is from RefSeq and is a predicted model, not a curated record. NCBI's taxonomy places the organism in Eukaryota, Metazoa, Chordata, Actinopteri, Gonorynchiformes, Chanidae. The transcript is spliced from 14 exons. Gene Ontology annotation, biological process: regulation of DNA-templated transcription.
CAGACAGGUACGUUCAUGAUCUUAAAUCGCCAUGACAACCAACAUGGAGGUGCUGGCUCAGCAGAUAGUGGCUAGUGAGCAAGUCACAGAGGUGCAGUCCUCUUCAUCAGAUAACUCAGUUAUGAAUGCCUCCCCUCAGCGCAUUCAGAUAAUCUCCACAGACCCCACAGUCACCACUCCUCAAAGAAUACAGAUUGUGACAGACCAGCAGACAGGUCAGAAGAUCCAGAUUGUCACGGCGGUGGACCCGUCCAGUACACCCAAGCAGCAGUUCAUCCUGGCCACGCCCGAUGGCAGCGGAGCAGGGAAAGUCAUCCUUACAUCACCCGACAACCAGAGCACCAAACAGCUCAUCUUCACUACCGCUGACAGCCUAGUACCCGGCAGAAUACAGAUUGUGACUGAUGCGGUGUCGGUGGAGAGACUGCUGGGUAAAGGAGGGGAGGUGGGGAGACCACAGCCUGUAGAGUACUGCGUCGUGUGUGGAGACAAAGCCUCAGGAAGACACUAUGGAGCAGUCAGCUGUGAAGGCUGUAAAGGCUUCUUUAAAAGAAGUGUCCGGAAGAAUCUCACCUACAGUUGCCGUAGUAACCAAGACUGCAUUGUCAACAAGCACCAUCGAAACCGCUGCCAGUUCUGCAGGCUAAGGAAAUGCCUGGAGAUGGGCAUGAAGAUGGAGUCGGUUCAGAGUGAGCGGAAACCUAUAGACCUGCCCAGAGAGAAGCCGGCUAACUGUGCUGCAUCUACAGAGAAGAUCUACAUCAGAAAAGACCUGCGCAGUCCUCUGAUAGCCACGCCCACUUUCAUCACCGACAAGGACGGCUCCCGCUCUAGUCUGUUGGACCCCGGGAUGCUUGUCAACAUCCAACAGCCUCUCAUUCAGGCCGAUGGAACAUUACUCUUAGCAACAGACACCAAGACAGAGGCAGGUCAGGGUGACCUGGGGACGCUGGCUAACGUGGUGACGUCAUUGGCCAACCUGAACGAAUCACUUAAUAACGGAGAUACGUCAGACAGCCAGCAGGAGGAGUCAGCCAGCGAAAUCACACGUGCCUUUGAUACUCUUGCUAAAGCACUGAAUCCCAGCGAGGUGGGGGAGGGGCAGCACUUGACCGAGGCAGAGUGUGUGGGCGGAGCCACCAUCCAGGUGAUCAGUAGGGAUCAGGUCACGCCCCUUAUAGAGGUGGAAGGGCCCCUGCUAACCGACACACACGUAAACUUCAAGCUAACCAUGCCCAGUCCAAUGCCCGAGUAUCUAAAUGUUCACUACAUCUGUGAAUCGGCCUCCAGACUGCUCUUUCUCUCCAUGCACUGGGCACGCUCCAUCCCUGCCUUCCUCGCCCUUGGUCAGGAGUGUAACACAUCUCUGGUGCGGGCCUGCUGGAAUGAACUGUUUACUCUGGGACUCGCUCAGUGUGCCCAGACCAUGAAUCUGUCCACUAUUCUGGCUGCCAUCGUCAGCCACCUGCAGACCAACAUGCAGGAUGACAAGCUGUCAGGGGAACGGAUCAGGCUGGUAAUGGAGCACAUCUGGAAACUGCAGGAGUUCUGUAACAGCAUGGCCAAGCUGGAGACGGACGGCUAUGAAUACGCCUACCUGAAGGCCAUCGUCCUGUUCAGCCCAGACCAUCCAGGCCAGAGCAACAGCAGCCAGAUAGAGAAGUUCCAGGAGAAAGCCCAGAUGGAGCUGCAGGACUAUGUGCAGAAGACCUAUCCAGAGGACACAUACAGGCUGGCUCGUAUCCUGAUGCGUCUUCCUGCGCUGCGGUUGAUGAGUUCCAGCAUCACAGAGGAGUUGUUUUUCACCGGGCUCAUCGGCAACGUGCCUAUCGACAGCAUUAUUCCAUACAUUCUUAAAAUGGAGACCGCCGACUACAACAGCCAGAUCACCGGAUCCACCGCGUGACAG